Molecule: messenger RNA, 3756 nt
Organism: Elaeis guineensis (African oil palm)
Lineage: Eukaryota; Viridiplantae; Streptophyta; Magnoliopsida; Arecales; Arecaceae
Product: zinc finger CCCH domain-containing protein 27
Cellular component (GO): nucleus
Molecular function (GO): metal ion binding; RNA binding
Source: RefSeq, a predicted model, not a curated record
CCGGCCGUCGCAACCCCCACUAAUGGCCAUGGCAGGAGCAGCUCUCCAGCGGAGGAUGGGUUAGGGUUCGACAUGGCGCUCGCCAAGGCCAAGGAGAUCGCUUCCUCCGCCCCGGUCGUCGUCUUCAGCAAGACAUAUUGUGAAUGUUGCAAGCAGGUUAAGCAGUUGCUAACACAAUUAGGAGCAACUUAUAAAGUGAUUGAAUUAGAUGUUGAAAGUGAUGGAACUGCACUACAAUCUGCACUAACAGAAUGGACUGGACAAAGGACAGUUCCAAAUGUUUUUAUUGGUGGAAAACAUCUUGGUGUUUGUGAUGGUACAAAAUCAUUUAUCACAAAGUUGUUCCAGGCCCUUGAAGAUGGUUCAAUUUCAAUAGCCAAUGCAAACUUGGAUGUUAUCAAGAAAUUUGAGUUAUCACUAUCUCCCACAAUAGACACCGUACAGAUGACAGGUUCAUCACCAAAGGAAGAAAUUCAUUCUUCUUCAUCUUCUGAACCAGACAGUGAUACUGAAGACAAAGAAAUUAGUGAUGAUGAUGAUCGUAAUCACAAACAUCGCAGGCGGGAGGUUCGGCCGCAUUCUUUUGACAAUGAUGUUCAUGCACCACCUAUAAGAAGGCCUAACCGAAAGCGAAACAAGCCUUUUGAAAAUGGACAACAGUUUUUGGAAACUGAUUUUCCAUCUAGGUCAGAGAAACGCCGUGCUGGCUUGACGCCACAGACUCGGGCUCUUCCAGAUUCAGGCCCACGUGCUAGAGCGAACCAAUUUCGUUCUGAUAGUGGUUCUCGUUUUGAUUCAUCUGCAUCCGUAGGUCGUCCUUCUAUAGGGAGGGGAAGAGGAAGGAAUACUGUUUCUUGGAGUCAACAUGAUUCAAGAUUCAACCAAUACGACACUCUGGAUUUUGCAUCACAGAUGGGUUCACAAGGACCACCUACACAUUCUAGUCUCUAUGUGGGGACAGGUUUACCAAGCGCUGCAAGUACACAAAAUACAUCUUGGGGUGCCUAUGGCUUUAUUCCUGGAAUGAAUAACAGAAUUUUGGAUACACUUCACCCCCUUGGUUUGCAAGGGACUCUUCAGCCCCCAAUCAGCCCUCUACUAAAUAUUGGCAUGCCACGUCAGCGCUGUAGAGACUUUGAGGAGCGGGGAUUUUGCUUGAGAGGGGAUAUGUGCCCGAUGGAACAUGGUGUAAAUCGAAUUGUUGUUGAAGAUGUCCAGAGUCUGUCUCAAUUCAAUCUUCCUGUCUCAAUUCCAACUUCACAUGCGCUGGGAAUUCAAGCUGGGGCAGGAUCUUUACCUCCUGUUAGUGCAUCUUCAAGCCUCUUGACGAGCAGUAAAGCUGCAUCUACAAAAAAUAACAAAUCUGGAGUAACAGAUGAUGCAUUGAAACUGAAUAAUGGAGUUUCAUCUGCUUCAGGUGUUGCUGAAGCAGAUGUAUAUGAUCCUGAUCAGCCUCUGUGGAACAAUGAACAUCCUGAAACAUCAAGCGCACACUUGAGGCUUCCUACACCAAACAAUGAUGAUGAUGCUUUAUGGGAAGCUGAUUCUUCUGCUCACCAGGGUCUCAGGUUAAUUGAUGGCAUUGAAAGUGAACACACUGGCAGAACCUUUGCAGCCAAUAGUGGCUCUGUUUGGGGACGGAUUGGGCCUGGGAAUAAGGCAGAAACUGGAAGGAAGGCUAACAGUAAUACAAAUGCGACAGUUCAUAUUGGGAAUGAAAUGAAGAUAGAUCACGAGGACGCAAUUGCUGAUAGUCGUGCUGCUACUCAAGGAACACGUGCUGCUGUUAAGGAGAUGGGUCCCAAAGCAACAGCUAUUCAACCUUUACCAAGACUGCGUGCAGAUUCUGGACGUAAUGGUGGUAGAGCAUCUCAGAAAGCAUCUCGUACACUCUAUGUAAAUGGUAUUCCUCAAAAGAGCAACAGAAGGGAGGCUCUUCUUUCACAUUUCCAGAAGUUUGGUGAGGUUAUUGACAUUUAUAUUCCACUGAACAGUGAAAAGGCUUUUGUCCAGUUCUCUAAGAGGGAGGAGGCAGAAGCUGCACUGAAGGCGCCUGAUGCUGUAAUGGGUAACCGUUUUAUAAAACUCUGGUGGGCCAACCGAGAUACAAUUUCUGAUGAGGGAGAUGGCAGUGUCCAUAAUAAGUCUAUGCAAUCUCCUGGUGUGGCGGUUCCUUCUGUUGCACCUCAGUUGUGCAUUGGUGGCAGAGGUAAAGAAAAUCUCCCAUCUACAGCUCCAAAGGGAAUUAGUGUGCUUGGAGCUGAAACAUCUUUGCAUGCUGGGGGACCUCCAAAAAAUGUAUCCGCAAAUGGUCCAAAAGCAGCACCCCCUGUGCAAAAGAAGGUGGAGGGUUUGGAGCUUUUAAAAGAGGAACUUCGUAAAAAGCAGGAAAUUUUGGACAAGAAGCGUGAUGAAUUCCGACGUCGAUUAGAUAAAUUAGAGAAACAAGCAAUUUCAAGUAAAAAGGGGGAAGUAGCUUUUGAACAGGCUGGUAAAAUGUAUAAAAUGGACAUGACUCAUGAAGCAGACAGGAAAGCUGCAACCUCGACACCUACAAACAUUAGUACAGCAGGGGUACAUCAGGAAGCUGAAAAGACAUUGGAAAAGAGAAAUUCUGGAGAGAUUCUUGUCCUAUCCCCUUCAAAAGAAAAUUCAACUACUCUGCAGCAAUCUCCUAGGAAUAUUAAACAGACAUGUUGUCUGCCAGCACCAGUGCUGGAUAGAUUUAAGCUGGAUAAUUCUCCUACUUCAUUUAGAGUUGUCCCUCCUCUGCCUGUUGAGUUUGCAAAUGUUGCUGCUUUGAAGGAUCAUUUUUCCUCAUUUGGUGAUCUCUCUUCUGUUGUGCUCGAAGAGCCGGAAGCUCAUAGCGAGAAUGCAGGCUUAAAUCCAUCUCAUAAUUGCUCUGCAUGUGUAACUUUUACCACCCGUCAUUCUGCCAUGAGAGCAUUUCUUACUGGUAAAUGUUGGCAAGGCCACAGUUUGCAGUUCGUGUGGUUAACAGCCUCUCCCAAUUCCAGCACUGAUCGUAACAUCCAAGAAACUUCAACUCCUCUGAGGGCUUUAGGUGCUGAUGUCCAAGCUGAUGUAGCAACAUCUGCUGAUGUCCAAGCUGAUGUAGCACCAUCUGGGUCAUCUUCGUUGACUGCAGGAAAGUCAACAUGCAAUGCCAUGUCUGAGGUAGCUGCUAUUGGAAAUGGAGUGUCGGUUAUGGAUACUGAAAGCACAAAUUUUCCUCCUGUUAACAUUCCCAAGGCUCUGGCACAGACCUCUGAUUCCAAUACCAUACCAUGUGAGGAGCAUCCCCCAACACCUGACGUUUCCAUGGUUGAAGAUAACAUCAACAUCGGUUUUGCAAAGUGAGGCGCUCUGGAUCAGAUUUUGGUGCUCAGUGAGGCUUCAGCACACGUAAAUAUCCCUUGCUCCCUUGGAGUUCUCGUAUCGAAAAGAAAGUUGUUUUUGUUUUCUUGUUCUUGAGUGGAUAAAGAACUUUGCGACAUCAUUUGCAGCAUUCAAAGAAAAUCCAAUUGCAAAUGUUGUUGGUUGUGGCAGCAGGCUUGAAUACGUAACAUUCCUUUGUUGAAAACACUAUGUUGCAAAGAAAACCAAAAACUGUGAACUAGUCCCUCACCCGGAUUGGCCUUUAGGUUAUUCAUGUUCAUCUUGCUAUCAAUUAGCAUUUUACAUUGAUGUGUAUUAUACUUUAAUCUUGAUUAUAGAAAUUACCAUUGGCAUAUGACUAGUGUCAAGUUUGCAGUA